This is a messenger RNA of Paraglomus brasilianum, 414 nucleotides long. The record is from the annotation of a GenBank genome assembly. Lineage: Eukaryota; Fungi; Glomeromycota; Glomeromycetes; Paraglomerales; Paraglomeraceae.
AUGAAGCAAAACGCCAUUCGCACAAUCUUCUUCCUUGUCUGCUGCCUUCUCGUUGUGUUGUCACCUUCGCUCGCUGCUACGGUCAAACGCGCUAACGGGGAUAUUGGAUAUGCCGAAUUUAGGGCGUCUGGUGCUCGUCCUGUAUCUGGAACCGUCACAUUUUACCAAUUGAACCGAGACAUUAUCAUUUACGGACAAUUUAACACUGGAGUUCAAAGUUUCCCCCCCUGCAAACUGAUAGUUCAAACCGCGUCUCCAAUCGACUUGACGCACUUCCUCCCCGCCGGGACCAAAAACGAACCCUUUAGAUUCACUCUUAGGAGAAAGGUUCUUCAAUCUUUCAAGAACAAAAGGCUUAAUGUCGUAUGCGGUACAAAAACGGUUGGCAGUGUACGCAUCUCAGUCAUCCCAUAG